AUGCCAUUUUCCAACGGAAAUUAUGCCUUCAGUGCUAUGUUACCCCAUGAGGAUUUACCUCUUCAGAACUUUUCACAAUCACAGCCUUCGAACCCAGAACGGUCUAAUCUCAUCCCCACAUAUGGGACCCCGACCUCGGACAUCUCAAUGCCAUUGAAUUUGGACGUCAACGCCUAUGCCUACGAUAUCCCGACCACCUAUCCAGAUAUGGGGAUGCUUCCGCAGGAUCAUUCACAGUUUCAGUCUACAUACCCGCCCUUCCCCUCCAUGACGAUACCUCAUUAUUCCCAACUCGCUCCGCCACCCCGCAAGGAACAAUACGAUAGCACAGACUCGACAGCCAAUUUCGGAGAUUCCGACUUUCUAGGUCACACGAGCGACUGGUCACACGCGCACCCGCAGGUGCAGGUACAGCAGGCUCAGCGACAACACCCGGAGCGCCGUCUGCCUGUUAGUCAGUCGUACCGUGUAUCGCAACCAGUGGCUAUCCAACCCAAGAAGCCCGUUACUGCCAAAAAGGAUAUUUGCGGGCCCGAAAAGCCUGAGAUUGGCAAGACUGAACAUACCGGUAUCUAUUCGACAACUGGCUUUGACGUGCUGGGCGCUUUGGGUCGUGUGGCUAUGCGGCCCAACCCUAAAAUCAACAUUGGCGCGGUAGAUCUCUCAUGCGCCUUUGUGAUGUGUGAUAUCUUAAUCGAGGAUCAUCCAAUUGUCUAUGUAUCAGAGGCCUUUGAACGAUUGACUGGCUACACUAAAGAUGAAAUCGUUGGCCGGAACUGUCGAUUCCUUCAAGCACCCGACGGCAAGAUCAACGCUGGCGCCAAGCGGACCUUUGUUGAUGGACAGACUGUCUAUCGGCUACGGUCAACCAUCGAAGAUCGCAGUGAGAUCCAGGCGAGUAUAAUUAACUACCGCAAGGGUGGACAACCCUUCAUGAAUCUCAUCACGAUGAUCCCCAUCCAGUGGGAUUCGGAUGUUUAUCGGUACUAUGUUGGGUUCCAGGUCGAUCUGGUUGAGAAGCCCGAUGCUGUGAGGGGAAGGAAUUCUGAUGGUAAUUAUCGCAUUAACUACCAGCGCGAUCAGCUACCACAGUACAUAGUCCCAUCACCAGAUAUAUACUCACGACCAGACCUUGGGUUGCGGUAUGGUCAUGACGAAGUGACUAUCAUUCUCAACGCCAUGGGUACAGCUGGCAAGGAUGUCAACCGGCACUACCUGGAUCGCAUUCUGGUUGAGAAUACUGACGAUGUGAUCCAUGUGCUUUCGUUAAACAGUGAAUUCUUGUAUCUGUCGCCCUCUUGCCACAAGAUUCUAGAGUACGAUCCGGUCGAACUGAUCGGCAAGACCCUGUCCACCAUUUGCCAUCCCAGUGAUAUUGGUCCUGUAAUCCGUGACUUGCGGGCGAGCACAACAAGAGCUCCAGUGAGUGUGGUGUAUCGUAUCAGACAAAAGCACAAAGGAUAUAUGUGGUUCGAGAGUCACGGCGCGUGGCACAUCGACCCGAACCAGGGCCGGACGCAUCUUGUCAUGACCGGCCGCCCACGACCCGUCUACGCCUUGGAUCAGAUUGCUCGCCUGGGCUCAUCCGCCGCGCUGGCCGAAAAUGACGUCUGGGCUAAGAUUUCUUUGUCUGGUGUUAUUUUGUUCAUUACGAGCAAGGUGAAGCCGGUGCUCGGUCGAUCCCCUGACGAUCUGAUUGGUAAAGGCCUACAAGAGAUCAUGGAGCCUGAGACUGGUGGUACUGCCACAAUCGUACAAGCCUUGGAGGCAGCCUGUCGUGGACAAGGAUCUGGCAUGGCCACUGUUACAGGCGGCAAAGAAACGGAUGAACCGCCCUCAUUCGAACAUCAAAUGUGGCAUAAGAAGGGGCAUGCCAUUUUAGCACAUACCACAUUGUACACCGGCGACACGAGGAAGGGGAUCAAACCGACCUUCCUCGUCGCCCAGAUCCGAUUUGCUCGGUCCUUACCUCCCUCCGCCAUCGCCAUCUCAGCCGCCGAAGACAAAAGCCUCGCUACGCUCACAGGCACCGCACGCAACACGACCCUCACCAUCGAUGAUCCUGCCCCGCCCCGGCAGUACGGCGCUCUUGGUCAACGCAUGCCCGAUCUAUCAACCCUCAUCGGCCUCAACGGCCUACCAACUGGCAACCGCAGCAUUUCACCCUCUGGCGACCCAGCAACCUUCUUUACAGAACUCAACCCCACCCGCGGAUCGAGCUGGCAGAUCGAGCUGCGCGAGCUAGAGAAGCAGAACCACACACUUACCGAUGAAUUACAACGCCUAUUAGCACGCCGUAGGAAGCGCAAGCGCAAGCAGAGCGCUAUGGCGGUCGAAAAAUUCUGUGCCAUGUGCAGCACAAAGAACACCCCCGAAUGGCGGCGUGGUCCAAGUGGGAACCGUGAUCUUUGUAACAGUUGCGGUCUGCGGUGGGCGAAGCAAGUCCGUGGCCAGGCACAGGCGCAGGCGGCUUCUUCUGCUACAGUGGACUGA
This is a messenger RNA of Penicillium griseofulvum, 2493 nucleotides long. RefSeq lists its product as uncharacterized. NCBI's taxonomy places the organism in Eukaryota, Fungi, Ascomycota, Eurotiomycetes, Eurotiales, Aspergillaceae. The transcript has 4 exons. The record is from RefSeq and is a predicted model, not a curated record. Gene Ontology annotation, biological process: regulation of DNA-templated transcription. Gene Ontology annotation, cellular component: nucleus. Bases 1 to 2493 code for a protein of 830 amino acids. Gene Ontology annotation, molecular function: sequence-specific DNA binding; zinc ion binding; protein binding.